UGACUUACACCUACACAAACAUAGCAACCUGGCAAGUGAUAACCCCUUCAUUGCCAGAGGCCGGCUUCACUCAUUUUAAUUAAAGUCAGUCAGAAACCUUGGGGUUGAUUUAGAGAUUUAGGGCAGUGAGUGCUGUCCUUGCUAGCAACCUCCAUCUCCCAAUAAUGAAUUUAAGACAAUGAAUCCCUUGUCCCCCACCGUUCAGGCAGAGGGGUGUGGGGAGUUAGUGCAUAGUUGUGCCACUUUCCGCAGUCUGUUACUUAGCUCCCCACAGAACAGGCACCAGAAGGCUGGCAUUCCCAGGUAGGUGUGGGAGCCUAAUGAUGUCACGAUGCCAUUUUAAUGAAACAAAAAUUUCUGGAAGUCUGCACAGGGCCAAACCCUACUACUGGACCUGGCAGGAAUCAUUGAAUUGGCCAGAAGAGGUAAAGGAGGAACUAUGGAACCUGAAAAGAAUACAAUUAAACAUUUACAGACAGGUAAGGGAUCCAAAUCACACGUGGCAGCUACGCCUGAAAUUCCUGGAAAAAGCAAGGAGUUACAUUGGAGUGCCAUAUGGAAAGAAGUACCUUGAACCAGGAACUUCACAAUAUGAGUCUCCUUUGCUCCUGGAUUGCUGUGGUCUGGUGAGAAGAGUUGUGAGGGAUCUGAAGGAUGACUUUGGAUUUGUCAUUGGACCAGGAAAUCAGGCUUACUACUAUGACACCCUUCCCAUCACGACAUUUCAAGAGAAGAUGGAACCUGGGGAUUUAGUGUUCAUUUCAGGGACCUACUUCAAUCGAAAAUCCAAAUGCCAACCCCAUGACAUUGUCCAUGUUGAGAUCUGGAUUGCAGAUGGAGAGAGGACUCUUGGUGCUCACUGGGGGAGGGGCAUAGUGCAGUAUUUUGAUUCCUACAAGUUUGUUUCCAUGUCUUAUGGAGAUAUGAAGUACCAUUUUAAAUCGAUCAACACGUGGCUACAGGGGAUCUGUGUGAGUCAUUGCAGUGAACUUAAUUGGAGCUCACCCACACGUCUUCCCGGAAAAGGGUCUAUCUUCUCAUUGGGGGUUGAGGAUGAAGCUGCAGAACAACAGCUUGAUAUUGAAAACUUAAACUUUCAUAAAGCAAAAGCACCGGAGGAAAACAAAGAAGAAACAUCGGACAAGGCAUUUAGAGAACCCAUGACAAUACCAUGUGAUUCUAAUAUGGCAAUUUCUAUAAGUUCCCAGAAUGAAUCCUUAGCAAUGAAGUCAAAGACUACAAAACAGAGAGAAAAUGAACUGAAAGUAACAAGACAUAAGGAGACAGUCAAAACACAUGCCUCUGUUUCCAGAGCAAACGCACAUGUGAACCUCAAUAAGGAUGUCCAAGAUGUGUUAUCCAAAGAAAUAAUUCAUUUGGCAGAUAACACGGGAGUAAGCAGCAGUCAGACAAGUGACAACAUUGGAGCCCAAAAGGAUCAGCGGUUAGUAGAUUCUGUGAAUGCAGACACUAACGGAGGCACAGAAGGCAAGAAGGUGAAAGUGGCAGUAAAACCAGAGAGGAAGAGAAAGAAGAAGAAACAGGCACUGGAUCAAGUAGUAGAGGUUGUGGAGAAUCAGAUGACAAUGUCUUCAGCAUCUGAUCCAAGCAAAUCAGGUGUGCUUACUGUUAGAUUUACUCACCAUGAAUUUCUCUGUGUAUUUUUUGCGUUAUUGCUUGCCUUUGUCCUUGAGUUCCUCGCAGUGUAUUUAUUUGUACUGUAGGAGUGUAACACACAAACUGCAAUGUAUAUAGCAGCGUGGGUAAGGGCCCAAUUUAGAACUCAUUUGUACCAACCAUAUUUCAGAUAUAGUAAUUUUACACCUGUUUAUAUUUUACCACAAUAUAGCUUACAAAUUGAAACCUGCAAAAAUCUCAAUCCUUCAGCCUCAUGCUCAUCCCUCUUUCCCCUUUGCUUCACCUUUAGCGACUGUGCCGUCUGGCACUUACGUAUCACUUUGAUUGCUUCCAUAAACUUCAGUCCUUUCACUUCUUUUAAGACACUCCUUAAAACCCGCCUUUUUGACCAAACUUUAGUCACCUCUCCUAACCUCU
Messenger RNA from Carcharodon carcharias (great white shark), 2055 nucleotides. RefSeq lists its product as uncharacterized. NCBI's taxonomy places the organism in Eukaryota, Metazoa, Chordata, Chondrichthyes, Lamniformes, Lamnidae. The coding region runs from base 321 to 1724 and encodes 467 amino acids. The transcript has 5 exons. The record is from RefSeq and is a predicted model, not a curated record.